Molecule: messenger RNA, 1901 nt
Organism: Humulus lupulus (European hop)
Lineage: Eukaryota; Viridiplantae; Streptophyta; Magnoliopsida; Rosales; Cannabaceae
Product: histone-lysine N-methyltransferase ASHR3
Exons: 12
Coding region: 82-1692 (536 amino acids)
Biological process (GO): regulation of DNA-templated transcription
Cellular component (GO): chromatin; nucleus
Molecular function (GO): histone H3K36 methyltransferase activity; protein binding
Source: RefSeq, a predicted model, not a curated record
UUUAAUUUUCCCUCUCUUUCUUUCUGUAAUUUUUUUUUCUAGGGUUUGCUUAGCUUCUUACUUCACAACCCAAUCCCAACAAUGCCGGACCUUGGAAACCUUUCAUUCUCCGCUUCUCUCGCCAUUUCUCGCUGUCCUAAUUUCAUAUCCACGCUCACUGAUUCUCCCGAUCCCACCUCCUCUCCUUUCCCCAAUUCAGUCAAAGCAGCUAUUAGUAUAGACCGUAUACAGAUUGGAGUUGGAGGUAAGGUCAGAAAUGGCACUGCUUUUAAGGUCUUGAAGCGAAACCGACCCGGAUUUCAUCGGACCAAGAAAGCUUCCACUGCCAAGACUUUGCAGGACCAUGUGAGGAAUUGGGUUAGCCGGAAGAAGGAAUCUGGUGUUCCCGAGUCUCGUUGUUCUCUUCCUUUCCUUGUAGGCGCGAAGAAAAUGGUUGAAUGUCUUGUUUGUCAUUUUUUUAUAUACCCCGGAGAGGAGUUAGUGUGCUCUGUUCGUGGAUGUCUAGGCGGUUAUCACAUAAAAUGUGUGAAGGACAAGAAAGGAAGCUGUAAUGUGAAAAAGUUCAAGUGCCCACAACAUGCAUGCUUCAUUUGCAAGCAGAAUCCAAAUUGGCGCUGUGUUAAAUGCACAAUGGCAUCACAUGAUAAAUGUGCGGCAUGGCCAGGCGAAGUUAUCCAUUUGAAAGACCAGCCAGGGAGAGCUGUUUGUUGGAGGCAUCCUACAGAUGGACGGCUGGAUUGGGAGAAUGCAGCUUCAACAAGCGACAUAGAGGAGGUGUUUUGUCGCUUGCCUCUGCCUUACAUUGAUGAGGAGUUCAAAAUUGACUGUACAUGGAAAGACACUGAGAAUAAGAUGGAGCCACCCCCUUUCAUGCACAUUAGGCGUAACAUUUAUCUUGUCAAGAAGAAGCGUGAUGAUGCUGACGAUGGCACUGGAUGCACAAGUUGCAGCUCUGAAUGCUCUCAGAAUUGUGUUUGCAGGGUUCAAUGCAUAAGUUGCUCGAAGGCUUGUCGCUGCUCGGGAAAUUGUACAAACAGGCCUUUUCGUAAGGAAAAGAAGAUCAAAAUUGUUAAGACUGAACAUUGUGGUUGGGGAGUAGAGGCAGCUGAAUCUAUUAACAAAGACGAGUUUGUUGUUGAGUACAUUGGUGAAGUCAUUGAUGAUGCUUUGUGUGAACAAAGGCUGUGGAGCAUGAAAGACAAAGGCGUGCAUAAUUUUUAUAUGUGUGAAAUUAGAAAAGACUUCACAAUAGAUGCAACUUUUAAAGGGAACUCAUCUAGAUUUCUAAACCACAGCUGUAAUCCCAACUGUAUCCUGGAAAAGUGGCAGGUUGAGGGGGAAACACGCGUGGGUGUAUUUGCUGCUCGAUCAAUAGAAGUUGGAGAACCAUUGACAUAUGAUUACAGAUUUGUGCAAUUUGGACCUGAGGUGAGGUGCCACUGCGGUGCUACCAAUUGCCAAGGCUAUCUUGGAACCAAAAAGAAGAUAGAUAAAGUUGAAUUAUUAAAAAGACAAGACAGGCAAGCAAACAUAUCACAAAAACCCCUUAUCAUCAGGGAUGUCCUCAGCACUGAAACUUGCUGGGGUUUGAAGCGCAAGAGAUCUUCAAUGCCUUGCAUAGCAGCUACUCAUUAUACCAUCGUAACAAAGCAUUGUCUUCUAUUCCUUCUGAUGGGCCCUGCAAAAUUGUAAUAGAACUAGUAAAUUGACCUAUGUAAGAGUCAUCCAUCUUGCAUAGUCGUGUUUCAUCUUUUGAAUACAUCAAAGACGUAGCACAUUGUUAGCAAGUUUUCUCAGUGAUUUUCUGCAAUUGAUUUACACUGUUUUGCUGUAAUUUUAGAACUAUUGUAACCUUAAGGAAUAAUGAUAUACAAGAACUACGCAAGCUGUUGCUUUGGUUA